CCUCAGACCAAGACAGAAGUCGGACGCCAGGAGACGACAAAAAGGAUUCGAUUGAGCUUGGGGACAAAGGCAAGCCCUCCAUUUCCACUCAGUGGGACACACGUGGAAGAGACAGCCCUCUCUCAAAGCAAUAUGGAUUAUAAAUCUAGCCUGAUUCCGGAUGGGAACGCCAUGGAGAACCUGGAGAAGCAGCUGAUCUGCCCCAUCUGCCUGGAGAUGUUUACCAAGCCUGUGGUCAUCUUGCCUUGCCAGCACAACCUCUGCCGGAAGUGUGCCAACGACAUCUUCCAGGCUGCGAAUCCCUACUGGACCAACCGAGGUGGCUCAGUGUCCAUGUCCGGAGGCCGUUUCCGCUGCCCCUCGUGCCGUCAUGAGGUGAUCAUGGACCGGCAUGGCGUGUAUGGCCUGCAGAGGAAUCUACUGGUGGAGAACAUCAUUGACAUCUACAAGCAGGAGUGCUCCAGUCGGCCCCUGCAGAAAGGCAGCCACCCGAUGUGCAAGGAGCAUGAAGAUGAGAAAAUCAACAUCUACUGCCUCACAUGUGAGGUCCCUACUUGCUCCUUGUGCAAGGUGUUCGGGGCCCACCAGGCCUGUGAGGUAGCCCCGCUGCAAAACAUCUUCCAGGGACAGAAGACCGAACUGAGUAACUGCAUCUCCAUGCUGGUGGCGGGGAAUGACCGAGUACAGACGAUCAUCUCUCAGCUGGAGGACUCCUGCCGAGUGACCAAGGAAAACAGCCAUCAGGUGAAGGAGGAGCUGAGCCAGAAGUUUGACGCCCUCUACGCCAUCCUGGAUGAGAAGAAGAGUGAGCUACUGCAGCGGAUCACGCAGGAGCAGGAGGAGAAGCUGGGCUUCAUCGAGGCCCUGAUCCUCCAGUACCGAGAGCAGCUGGAAAAGUCCACCAAGCUUGUGGAAACAGCCAUUCAGUCCCUGGACGAGCCUGGAGGGGCCACCUUCCUCUUGAGUGCCAAGCAACUCAUCAAGAGCAUUGUGGAGGCUUCCAAGGGCUGCCAGCUUGGGAAGACAGAGCAGGGCUUUGAAAGCAUGGACUACUUUACUCUGGAUUUAGAACACAUAGCAGAAGCCCUGAGGGCCAUCGACUUUGGGACAGAUGAGGAUGAGGAGGAGUUUCUUGACGAUGAGGAAGAACAGGAAGAAGGCGUGUCCACAGAGGGGAAAGAAGGACACCAGUGAGGAGCUGGAUGAGUAGACACCCUCUGAAUGCAAAGACUGGGGGGGAGGGGGCGGGUGACAGGCCCAUCUCGGGAAGGGGUUGGGGCUCCUUGGGGGGGCACGAUGAGGAAGUAUGUCUUCUCUGCUCAGAGAGCAGGGGCUAGAGUAGGACCCCCCACCGCUGUGUCCAGCAGCUGCUGAAACACGAUUGGAAAUGUAUUCAAAACGUCACAGGACACUUUUCUACGUUGGUGCAAAAUGAAAUAUUUUGUAUGUUUUUAAAAUGUGAUUUUUGUAUAUACUUGUAUACGUAUGCCAAUUUGGUGCUUUUUGUAUGAGAACUUUUAUAUGAUCACAAAGAGGGAAGGAAGUCAAGAUAAUAGAGCUGCCCACUUUCCUCUCCGAGGUGGGAGGGCUGGGUCUCACUCAAAGGCCUAGAAAGGACAAUGUACUGUAUUUCAGCGCCCAUCCCCAAACAAGGGGAGAGGACUGAGUUUGUGUUAUAUGUUGUUUUAAUAAAUGCACAAUGGGCUGGG
Molecule: messenger RNA, 1709 nt
Organism: Peromyscus leucopus (white-footed mouse)
Lineage: Eukaryota; Metazoa; Chordata; Mammalia; Rodentia; Cricetidae
Gene: Trim63
Product: tripartite motif containing 63
Exons: 9
Coding region: 133-1194 (353 amino acids)
Molecular function (GO): zinc ion binding
Source: RefSeq, a predicted model, not a curated record